This is a messenger RNA of Thelazia callipaeda (thelaziosis nematode), 2490 nucleotides long. The record is from the annotation of a GenBank genome assembly. Lineage: Eukaryota; Metazoa; Nematoda; Chromadorea; Rhabditida; Thelaziidae.
AUGGAACAGCAGUUGGCUUGUGCUUCAGGCCAUAGUGCAGAAGUAAGAACCAUGUUCAAUCUACCUAUAAGAGACCCCAUGUUUCACGUUCCUGUAGAAACCAGUCAAGAUGUAAUAAUUUCGAACACUAGUCAAUAUAAUAUAUCUGGCUAUGCGAACCUCGGUAAUACAUGUUAUAUGAAUUCGGUACUGCAAGGACUAUUCGCAAAUACGUGGUUUAUCAAGGAUCUCACUAUUUGUUGCGAACAAGUAACUAGCAUCGACCAAUCUCUGACGUCUCAUAUUCAAUUGAGCUGUAUUAUUUCUAAACUUGCCAAUACUCAUGACAAAUCUAUGGAAGAACACAGAUUGGUUUUAUUACAACUAAUCAGAGGAAUGCUUAAUUUCGUGAAUCACGCAGAACAGGAUGCACAUGAAUUUUUGAUAGCGGUUUUGUGUGCAAUUAAAGAAGAGUGGGACAAUCUUCUAAAUGUAGUAGCUGCUGAAAUGAGUGACAAUGAACGAUUCAGUAAUAAUCCUAUCUGCCGUAAUUAUGGCUUUGUAAUUGAAUGUACAUUCAAAUGCAAGCGAUGUGGUUUGACUUCAGUUUGCCGUGAAAGCAAUUUUUUCAUCACAACGUCAUUCUCGCAAAAUAUAUCAGAUGAACAAGAAUCUGUAACAUUGCAAGAAUUGUUCGAUAAAUACUUGUGCAGUGAAUCUGUAGAAAAAAAGUGCGAAAAAUGCUCACAUUCAUUAGCAGAAAAGCAUCAGAAGUUCACGCGUAUACCGAAAUGCUUUAUUGUUUGUAACAAACGUUAUGCCUUCAGUACAGCUGGUGCGAGGAAAGUGAAAAUCGCGGUCGAUGUACAUAAUAACUAUAUAAGAUUAGAACAAAAAUUUAUCCAUCCGGAGGCUUGGAGUAUUUCAUUGGAGAAUGAAGAAAAUAUGUGGUAUCAAGAAAUUAGGAACAAGUUACUGCCGACUUAUGAGUUUUCAUCAAAUUUAUUAAAUCAAGAAACUGAAGAAAAGAGUCAACAACAGCAUGAUUCACAUUUGCCGUUGGCUGUCAGCGUGUCGAGUUUCGAUAACUUGGGUCCUGUUCCAGCUGAGUUAUUUUUAGAGGAGUCAAAUGAAAUAUUUGUACGUCGUGCGCCAGCUAUGACAGAUGCAUUGAAAUUUGAAAUAGACAACAAAGUGGUGGUAGAAUCUGUUAACCACAAGGAUAAGUCUGCUACUGAAAUCAAUCCAAAUUACAUAUAUACUCAGUUUGGAGAAAUUUAUGAGUCUUUCGAAGAUCAAUUUGCAGAACCGAUAGCUAUGGAAUUUUCGGACUGUGACGAAGGUCAGGAAUUUCAAACUUCUCAGGGCAUUGGAAAUUCUGCUGCUGCAAAUUGUGAAAAGUCAGAAAACCGCUCAGAUCCAGUCAAUGAAAUUGAGAUUAUAAUAUAUGAUGAGAGCUUAUUUGUACCGGACGCAUAUGGAAUAAAUAUAGAAGAAUACUGCCGUUCACUUAGAGCAAAUCGAUCAUCUGAUGAAACGGAAUUCGUUUGUUAUCUAAAAAAUCAUGAGGAAGUUCCAUAUAGACCAUUGAGCUGUUCAGCUCGUCAAUCAUUCUGUAUAAACGCUGGAAUAAAAUAUGUGGAGGACUGGAUGACUUCAAUUAACAACAGUACAUGUCGUCGUAAAUCAUAUGAUCUGAUUUCAUCUCAUAAAGGAGGAUUGUUUGCAGCAUUGUCAUAUUAUAUUUCUGGCAGCUCAGAUUCAUCCGCAGUAUUUGAAAAAGCUGUUGAAGCUGUCAAGACUGACUUUUGUUCACAACUUGAAAUGCUACCUAAAACAGAUAUUGAGCCUCUCCGAUAUUGCAAGUACUUACUGGCUGCGAAAAGAAUAACAGACUUGGAGCAGUUUUUGAUUGCGACAGUCUUGGAGGUCAAUAUCUGGAUUUAUUAUCGUAGAAAAUGGAAAUGUUUUGAACCUAUUACUGAAUUGCAGAAAUGUGGAGAUAACUACUUACCAAAUAUGAAAAUAUUUGCGCAAAAAGAUGAAGCCAUUUACUUAGUGCGCAGGUCAUCUAGUUAUGCUCCGUUCCACCCAACCGAGGAUGAAAUCGUAAGUAAAGUUAGGCUGUUAUAUUCUGACUCUCAAACUGAUGUUAUUGGCGUAUGCCAGAAUAGUGGUAACUUAAAUUCUGCGAGCAAUAUCUAUGUUUGCGAAAAUGAUGGUGACUCAAAAAUCGUCAGUAGUGCCAGAAGUCUGCUGCGCGAAGUGGAAGACAAAACUGCAAACCCAUCUUCGCAAACAGAUACCAGUUCACCAUCUUUCGUACUUAUAUCUUUUCUCACUCACAUUGGAGAUCGUACGGAUGGAGGUCAUUAUGUGUGCGAUGUUCGAUCACAAUUGAGAGAAAAGUGGUUGAAAUGUAAUGAUAAUGAGAUCAGCGUCGUACAUAAUCAGACUAGUUUCAAUGAUAGGCUUGCAAAUGCAUACAUUUAUUUUUUCCUGAAUGAGUAA